AUGUCGUUGCCGGUCGAUAUCUUGCUAGAAAUUCUUUACAGGCUGCCAGUUGCAUCUCUUGUUCGAUUUAGGUGUGUUUGUAAAACAUGGUAUCAUAUCAUGGCCACUCCUUGGUUCGCUAAAUCUCAUCUCGCAUGUCAACAAGCUUCCUCAUCCUCAAAUAAGUAUAUCCUAUAUCAUGAUGACAAUUUGUGCACUUUAUUCACCAAUAGUGACCCCCUCUUUGAUAGUACUAAACAUUCUAAACUAUUCUACACGCCUGAAUUAUUCGGGAUUGAUUUCACUUGUAACAACCGGGAUUUAGAGAUUUACGGAGCUUGUCAUGGGCUAGUAUGUGUGUCGCGUGCGUGCUAUCAUAUUGGCAAUAACAUACAUCUGUGGAAUCCGAUUUGCAGAAAAGUCAAAAAGCUUCCGCAAAUCGAAACCCCAAUCAAGGAUGAGUUCGGUCUUGAAAUCCCAAUCAAGGAUGAGUUCGGUCAUGAACCGUCUGCUGGAAUGACCUUCGGAUAUUACUGUGACGACUAUAAGGUGAUAGUCAUUGUUUAUGUUAAAAGUACCUUCAUUGUUUUUGUUUACAGCUUGAGUACUAAUAGCUGGAACACCAUUCAAACAAUAAAUUUCUAUAUUGACAUAAAAUCUAUUGAUUAUUUUGUCUGCACUACCAAGUUUGUAGAUGGCACUGCAUAUAUGUUGACAUCCAUCGAACUAGUCGUUUGUUAUGAAUUGAACAAUAAGACCUUCCGAGUGAUCAAGCUUCCUGAAGAUAAUGAUAUUGCUACUAUGGAAGCAUAUGGAGAAACUAUAGCUCUCCUGGAAACAGACCAGAAUUAUCUAACCAUGUGGAUAUUAAGAGACAAGUCGUCCUCGUCGCCCUGGGAAAGGAAGUUCAGCAUUGCAGUGCCUGAAGUUAGUAGCCUUCGAGUUACUACUAGCUUUCAGGCUGUCGGAUUCUUGCCUAAUGGUAAAUAUUUGUUGAGGAAUUUUGAAUUGGAAGGGGAUUCAUGUGUAACCAAGUUGUCUUUGUGUGACACGGAGAUUCCAAAUUUAACAGAAUUUAGAUCAUUUACAGAAUUAAGAUCUCGUUUUAGACUUCCACCAAAAUAUCCAACCCUGCAUGGCCGCAUAGACUCUAACUUCGUGGAAAGCCUUCUUCUAUUUAAUGAAGAUAACCUGCAUCCUUUUUCUCUGACGGAGAUGGAUUCUACCUGCAGUUCUACCUUGUUUACGUUGCAGUGGAGCCCAACCCAAUAA
This is a messenger RNA of Daucus carota subsp. sativus, 1251 nucleotides long. RefSeq names its product putative F-box protein At1g47790. The transcript has a single exon. The coding region runs from base 1 to 1251 and encodes 416 amino acids. The record is from RefSeq and is a predicted model, not a curated record. NCBI's taxonomy places the organism in Eukaryota, Viridiplantae, Streptophyta, Magnoliopsida, Apiales, Apiaceae. Gene Ontology annotation, molecular function: protein binding.